Molecule: messenger RNA, 1863 nt
Organism: Eucalyptus grandis
Lineage: Eukaryota; Viridiplantae; Streptophyta; Magnoliopsida; Myrtales; Myrtaceae
Product: protein FAR1-RELATED SEQUENCE 5-like
Exons: 3
Coding region: 1-1863 (620 amino acids)
Biological process (GO): regulation of DNA-templated transcription
Source: RefSeq, a predicted model, not a curated record
AUGGACAUCUGCUUAUCCAACAACAACGCUUCGGAGGAGGCGACGGCUAGUCUUGAACAUGGCUCCAACCAUCUCUCGGUCAACGGCAUCCACCGUCGCAGCCACAGAUCAAGCGACGCGAGCAGCGAUCGCUCUUUGGGAAUGGCCAUCGGCCGCGACGAAGAUGAAUUGCAUUCUACUUAUGGCGCUAAUACAGACGGAGAGGACCUCGAGUCCGACCCCCUGGUGCCGAGAGUGGGGAUGGAUUUCGAUUCGGAAGCGGCCGUGUAUAAUUUUUACAGCAGCUACGCUAAACAAACCGGUUUCAACGUGAGAAGGGGAAAAGCAGAAUACUCUGGAUCCGACAAGGGCGUCGUCAGGGCGAAGUCCUUCUUAUGCUCUUGCGGAGGCCACAAGUCCAAAGAGCAGAUCGCCAACGCGAUGCGGUACAAAAGACGGGACACGAGAACAGGUUGUGACGCUAAGAUCGAAUGCGUGGUCAAUGAUGGAACGUGGAAGAUCUCCUGGGUAGUCCUCGAGCAUAAUCACGUUACGACGGCUCUUUCGACGGGCAGGAUUGCUUACCGAGUUAGGGCGGUCGGAGAGCGGGCUCUUGAUUCCGACGCGGACCUCACCUGGGAGGAUCGCCCAAGACCCGCGCCGGAGGAGACUCAGGACUUGAUUGAUCACUUCAGGCGUCUGGCGAGGUUAGAUUGUUGUUCCUGUUACUCGUUGCGAGUGGUGGAGGCACGCGGCAUGGAGAAUUUUUUCUGGAGGGAUAGCCGGUCCAAGGUCGAUUAUGAGCAUUUUAGCGAUCUUCUAGUCCUGGACACGAGAACUUGGAUCAGCAAGUAUGGCAUGAUAUUUGCAGUGUUUUGGGGACUCAAUCAUCAUCGGAAGCCCACCAUAUUCGGACACGGUCUCUUGGUCGAUCGAACGGUGGGUUCAUUUCAUUGGUUGCUCGAUACUUUCCUUCAAUCCAUGAACUGGCGGAAACCACAGACAAUCAUUACUGAAGUCGGCGAAGAAAUCGCCGAAGCCGUCUCUCUUGUCUUGCCAGAGACCCGCCAUUGUCUGCCCGCUUGGUCCGUCUUGAACAGUUUCCGGAAGUACCUGUCUCCUUUGAGUGACCAACUCGACGUCGUCGAGCUCUUCAGGGAGUGCGUGUUCCUCCACUCGCGAGAAGAAUUCGAGUCCAAGUGGAAUUCGUUUAUAGGAAAGUACAAGCUGCGGGACAACUCGUGGCUUGCUUCUUUGUAUAAAAUGCGCGAGAAAUGGUCUCAUGCGUUCACGAAGAACGUCUUCUCUGCCGGCCUACUCUCCAUACAAAACGUUGAGGACGCUGGGAGUCUCUCCUCCGAGACCAACGUCUUCUCUGUCGGCCAACUCUCCAUACCAAACGUUGAGAACGCUGGGAGUCUCUCCUCCGAGACCAUGACGCUAACCGAAAUUGCAUGGCGGUCUGAACAGGUGGCCAAGGAGGUGCGCGCAGAAGAAUUUCGCGAUGACAUGCUCUGCGAGAAAAACACGGUUAAUUUGAAAACCGGGAAUCCGAUGGAGAAAGAAGCUGGACGACUCUAUACUCGAAGGAUGUUGGAGAUGUUCCAAGAGGAGUUCAUCAAUUGCCUAGGGCUGGCAGUGGAAGAAAUUAAGUGCUCGGAGACUCUCCGCAUGUUCCAGUUGACAGAAGCAGGCGGCACGGAGACACAUACCGCCAGCAGCAGACAGAUCGUCAAGUAUGAUCCUUCGGAUUCGACAUUGGCAUGUAGCUGUGGGAAGUUCGAGUCGCGAGAUACCGCCUCGCUACUUCUUGAAACGAUGGACAAAAUCUGCCAAAGACAACGUGCCCGUGCCCGUGCCCACCCCCAGCGCAGCUGCGCGUGA